Mustela lutreola (European mink) is the source of this 1860-nucleotide messenger RNA. RefSeq names its product zinc finger protein 275 (gene ZNF275). The record is from RefSeq and is a predicted model, not a curated record. The transcript is spliced from 5 exons. Gene Ontology annotation, molecular function: DNA-binding transcription factor activity; RNA polymerase II cis-regulatory region sequence-specific DNA binding. The coding region runs from base 664 to 1791 and encodes 375 amino acids. Gene Ontology annotation, biological process: regulation of transcription by RNA polymerase II. Lineage: Eukaryota; Metazoa; Chordata; Mammalia; Carnivora; Mustelidae.
CGGAAACGCGCCGCGGGGCUGCUGGGGCUCAGGCGGGCGCUGGCGGCUCCGUGGCGUUUCCUGCCACGCCGGGCCUGCCUGGGCCGCGCCAGCGCCGCUCCACCGCCGCUCCGCCGAGGGCAGCGCAUCGGCCGCCGCGGGGCCGGGCUUUGCCUGCCCCCUCCCCGGGCCUUGCCCUCCCCCAGGAUGGAGCCCAGGAAACCAGGUUCUGGCAGGCCUUCCUGAGACGCUUGAGGCCCAGCACUGCUCCCACCUCAUUCUAGAAUGGACAAAAGGACUACUUAUCCCGGGAGUUCUUUCAGGAUUCAGUGACAUUUGACGACGUGGCCCAGGCCGGACGCCGAGCAGAGGACGCUGGCACAUUAGAGGAACACGACCUCUGGGGGAGUUCCUGUUCUGAAUCCUCCCUGGUGUCCGGCCCCUGACGCUGAUAUCGGCCCCAUCCCUUAGUGCAAACUGAGCAAAGUAGUGUUCUGCGGUGAGGCCUUGCUGCCCCUGUCAUCCGCAGUCCCGGCUUCUGGUUGGACGCGCGCAGCCGUCGUGCCGCAGCCGCCCCAGGCCCUGCGGUCAGCAGCCGCCUCCGCAGGAACGGGAUGGCCGACAAAGGAGAGUAACCUCCUCCUUCUCCUCUCAGGAGGCGUCUGGGCCCGUGAGCGGUGGGCGAUGGGUGAAGAAGCGCAGCCGCAGGAGAUGGCCUCCAGCAGCUCCCCGCAGGCCGGCGAGCCCAGCCCCGAGGUCAAGCAGAACAGGGACGCGGGGGGUCAGGGGGGCAGCCCUCAGGACCUGCCUAUGGAGCAUCACUUCUCCUGUAAGGAGUGUGGGGACGCCUUUCGGCUCAAGGUCCUCCUGGUGCAGCACCAGAGGAUCCACAGCGAGGAGAAGGGCUGGGAGUGCGGCGACUGCGGGCGGGUCUUCCGGGGGGUCUCCGAGUUUAACGAGCACCGCAAGAGCCACGUGGCUGCCGAGCCCCAGCCAGGCCCCAGCCGCGCCUUGGAAGAGGCCGCCGAGCACCGGGAGCCGGCGGAGAGGGAGGCGAAGCCCUUCGAGUGCGAGGAAUGUGGGAAGCGGUUCAAGAAGAACGCGGGCCUCAGCCAGCACCUGCGCGUGCACAGCCGCGAGAAGCCGUUCGCCUGCGCCGAGUGCGGCCGCUCGUUCAAGGUGAGCACGCACCUGUUCCGCCACCAGAAGCUGCACACGGCCGAGAAGCCGUUCGCCUGCAAGGCGUGCGGCCGCGACUUCCUGGAUCGCCAGGAGCUGCUCAAGCACCAGCGCGCGCACACGGGCCACCUGCCCUUCGACUGCGACGACUGCGGCAAGUCGUUCCGCGGCGUCAACGGCCUGGCGGAGCACCAGCGCAUCCACAGCGGCGCCAAGCCGUACGGCUGCCCGCACUGCGGCAAGCUCUUCCGGAGGAGCUCGGAGCUCACCAAGCACCGGAGAAUCCACACCGGUGAGAAGCCAUACGAGUGCGGCCAGUGCGGCAAGGCCUUCCGCCAGAGCUCCAGCCUGCUGGAGCACCAGCGCAUCCACACGGGCGAGCGGCCGUACGGCUGCGGCGACUGCGGCAAGGCCUUCCGCGGCCCGUCCGACCUCAUCAAGCACCGGCGCAUCCACAGCGGACUCAAGCCGUACGAGUGCGACAAGUGCGGCAAGGCCUUCCGCCGGAGCUCGGGCCUGAGUCGCCACCGCAGGACCCACAGCGGAGCGCGGCGCUGCGAGUGUGGCGAGUGUGGCCGUGUGUUCAAGAGGCGGUCGGCGCUGCAGAAGCACCAGCCGAGCCACCGCGACUAGAGGGGCGCCCCCACCCCCACCCCCAGCCCCGAGCCCCCCCCUCGGCGGGCGGGGGCGGCGGCAGCGGUG